Molecule: messenger RNA, 1318 nt
Organism: Bursaphelenchus xylophilus (pine wood nematode)
Lineage: Eukaryota; Metazoa; Nematoda; Chromadorea; Rhabditida; Aphelenchoididae
Source: the annotation of a GenBank genome assembly
AUGGGAACGGAGGAUUCAGAAGGCUUGCUAGAACGAAUACGGAAGUUGAUUCAGACUCAACGUCCGAGAGAUGGUGAGGAGGAGAAGGCAAUCACAAGGACAGGUAAGGGAAAACUCAGCUUUUAAUUCCUAAAUUAUCUUAGGACCUCUUCACAGUCGAAUCACACCCUACAGCAGGAAGCCCAAGCAGAAAAGUGAUUAUUCUGUCCAUGAUUCGGAACUUCCGAGUACAUCGGUCCAGCUUCCUAACACAUCCAGGACUCCGAUCCUAACGACAAAAGCAGAUGGGGAUUUACCUCCGUAUCUAAUGCAAUGUCCUGAGCCCUACAAUCUACACUACUGUUACAAUGACGGGGAUUGUGUCACGUAUCGGUGAGUUGUUUUACGUACUUGAUGAUUGGGUAGGAAUUUUCUCUAGAUUACGCAAUUUAAUGGGUUGUUUUGGGAAGAUUCGGAUAGGCUUCUACUCAUCGGAAUUAGUGUUUUCGACAGUAAGGUCGCUUUGUCAGUGUUUGACCCUUAAAAAGUUACUUUUUUCAGCUCCACCAACCACAUAAAUGAUAUGUUCUGUCGCUGUGAACUCGGCUUUCAUGGAGAACGAUGUGAGUAUUCGUUUAACGGGGAGUUGUAUGGUCAUGAUCUUUUCGUCGCGAAUCCAGAAAGUAUGGAUCAUGAGAUGGAAGUGGAGAUGGACGUGGAGAUCGGCGAGAACCGCGUGAAUGCCCCUGUCUCCUUGAUAUCCGGUGCAGCAGCGUCUUCAUUGGUGAUGUUGUCGGUGUUAUUGGUGGUGCUGGGCAUUCUGGCUCUCCUUCUUCUUUGUUUUUUCUGUUUCCGACGGUAUGUUUUGUAUAUCUUUGGAUUGUUUUGUUUCCCGUGUCAUCUCAUGACCUCAUGAGAUGUCGAGACAUUCCAUUUACAACCCUCCGAACCCUUUUUUAUGCAAAUUAUGAAUGACGUUGAGUCCAACGCAAUUCCGCGCAAGCCGCAGAUUUGAAUUAACGGCGUUUUGUUUUGGAAAACAUGUCAGUGGUCUUUUUAUAGCCCAUCUGCGCUCUUCGGAUACAAAAGAAUAUGAUUUUUUGACUUCAGGAGAACUGAAAAUCAACAUUCCGAGAUAUUUUCAAGCGAGGGCGAAGAAACUACUACAGUAUCCAGUCUGCCAUCUACAGUACUCUCAACCAUCGCCUACAGUAACCCGCCUUUUCUACAACCGAUAGACGACUGCCGAAUAUAUCGAAGUACUGUGGACGCGGAUACUCUAACAUCCGACAGUGACUCGACACCCGGCAACUCUCCCAUCAAACCGUUGGUUCGGUAG